AUGUGGCUUCUCUGGACAUCUGUGCUUUGUUUAUUUGGGUGCUUUGUAUGUAGCAAUGGGAGAAUCUUGCCUGGAACAGGUAAAACCAAUUUGUAUUUUUAUUUAUUUUAUUUGUGUAUUACUGGCAUUUAUAAAGUGCCAACAUCUUCCACAGCACGGAAUCGAUUUUUAUAUCCAUGCAAUGUCCUCUCUCCUUGCUGUAGAGAUAACACUUUAGCAAUUGAUAAGGUGAGCCUAGGUAUAUACUGUACUUCAACACAGAUUUUGAAUUCAGCUUUUUACACCAUUAAAAUACAUAAAUAUUCACCUGAAAUGUCCUUGAUUCAUGGAAUUUGUCUAUAGCUCACACUCCAUUUAACAUGUGCCAGACAGCUACUGCUGCAGGGUUAAAGCUGAGCCAAUAUCAGAUUCCAGUAGGUGCAUAGAGUGUACCUGUGGAUAUUGACCCCCGGGCUGUAACUAAGCUUUAACACUCCAUAACACCAGUGUGAUCACCCUGUUAUAUUAACUUGUGAUCAGGCGGUUAACAUUUUCUAUACAAUUUUUUUUUUUUAAAUAAACAAAUGUGCCUGAAACAGCUUAAAGCCCAGCUCCAAAAUUAACUUUAUUUCUCUAUCACGUACGGGUUAUUGUAAUAUCUUUAUUGCACAGGUAUACUGUAUGCAUUCCUUCUUUGAGGGGGAGAGCAUGUAAUAUAGAUUGUGAUCAUGUCUGAUGUUAUUGUGCAGUAUUUACAGGGAUCAUGGGGUAUGGCACACUGAUACAUCAGUAACAUUUCAGGUGAUAGGAAUGAUAUUUCAGGAAGGAAGCCUUUAUCAAACUUGUGAGGUGGUUACUUUCUACAGUCCUCAGUUUUAAAAUAAACCAUAUUAAUAGCGAAGUAAGUUUAUUGGUGUGCAGAUGCAGGUCUCUGUAUGUAUGUCUCUGUAUGUACCAAUAUGUAUGUAUGUCUCUGUAUGUAUGUUUAUGUAUGUCUCUGUAUGCAUGUCUCUGCAUGUAUGUAUGUCUCUGUAUGUAUGUUUCUGCAUGUAUGAAUGUCUCUGCAUGCAUGCAUGCAUUUAUCUGUAUUUAUGUAUGUAUGUCUCUGUUUGUAUGCCUGUGUGUCUCUGUAUGCUUGUAUGUCUCUGUAUGCCUGUACAUCUGUAUGUAGGUAUGUUUGUCUCCGUGUGUCUGUAUGUCUCUCUGUCUGUGUCUCUGAAUGAUUAUGUAUUUUUGAUUGUAUGCCUUUAUGGUUGUUUGUCUGUAUGUUUGUGUAUUUGUGAACGUAUGUAUUUUUGCAUGCAUAUCUAUGUCUACAUGGCUUGGGAAGAAAGACACACUCCUGAGCGGAUGUUACUUAUUUUCUAUUAUUUUAUUGGAUUUUAACAACUGUUACUUUGUGCUACAUAAUUGCAAAUCUUACAACAAAAAAAAACUAUAUUCUCCAACAACGCAUCUCAGCUCCAUCCUUCACCCUCCUGUAUCUCUGCACUACUCAUCACAACAUCCCUAAUAUUUUGCCGCUCUUUCCAAGGACAAGAGCAACACAAUGGGUACAUAUCACAUUAGUGUGCCCUUUCUCACAACAGCCUUAUUUCAAUUCUUACUGAGGAAAAAUGCACUCUUUUUUUCUUCCUCACUACCGAAAACAAUUGAACCUAUCCCAUCAUGUCUUUGUUUUUGUCAAGUGUUUUUGUAUUUUCCUUGAUGCCAUUCACUGCUCAUAAGGGGUAGAGGGCUUGUAAAUUGAACCCCUAUUUGAUACUGGAACGAUGUGUUUGUUGAUAUAUUUGUGGCACGGUAUAUUUUAUCUAUGUUAUUAAAUAGUCUGGUUGUAAUGAAGUAUUGUAUCCAAGUAAAUCUUCUUUAUGGAAUACCCUCCCAAGUCACAUCUGACUCUCACCAUCUCUGCAGUCCUUCAAAAAAACAAAAAACAAAAAAAAAACUCCCCUUUUCACCUACUGUCCCCAUAUGUCAAAUCUAUUUUUUGUGUCACAGUAUCUGUCUACUCCUGCCUCCUCCGCCUGGUUCCACGUCAUUUAUGCAAAUAUUCCCUGGCCCCACAUCUGUCUGGCAUCUGUGCUCUGCUACAAUGCCAUUCUGACAAGCAAUGCAUGUGCCUCAAUUUAAUGAUGGAUGCUACAUGUUGUUGCCACACUUAAGACAGUGACGCACAUCACUUGUACCUCUUUUGUCUUUGACCUCAGCAAGUAAUUUGUCUAUUCUCUUUUUGGUUCUUGCGUUAAGUCCAGCAAACCUAAGGACUGGUAAUACGCUCUCUAACAAAUGCUCUGGUAUAUUAAGUGUGUUGGGUUGCCUCCACCACUGUGACAUAUUGUUAGAUUUUAUUUGUCUUGUUAUAUUCAAUGUAGAGUGCUGUAAAAUAUGUUGUCACAAUGUAUAUGUUGAAAUAAUUGUACAGGUGUAAUCUAAUCUAUGUUAACUAUUAUCAGUAGUGUUUAUUCAGUAAUAGAGGAUGAAACUGUAAAUUAAUUUCAUAACUACUUUGCUUUCAUAUGACAUUCCUCAUGCAUUUCAUUUGUUGGGUAUGUACCUUUAAAAUAUAGUAUUUUGAUGUCAUAUCACAAUUAUGUCAAGUAAUAAGCUCAAUGAGUUAUAAAACAGCUGGAAAUGGUUAUUCCUUCAGGAUUCUGUUGACAACGUAAAUGCCCCAGAUUUCUAAUUAUCAUCAAAAAUUCAAAAAAAUCAUCAGCUCCAUUCUGUAUAUUCUGUACAUUGACUCCAAGUACUUGCCUACCAAACUGAAAUUACAUUAUAGACAGCUGCUUUGGUAUAAAUGAAAAGCUAAUUAAUUUGUUGAGAAGUUCUAAUUACAUUCAGAUGAAAUGCAACAAUUUAUUUGGGGAUUCUGCACAGCAGCACAUGGGAAACUCUUGGUUAAUUUUCAGCAUCAGAGUUCAGCAAAAGUUUAGCCCCUCAUAUACUCAUAGCACUCAGCUCUAACCCUAUUUCAGAACAUUAAAUGGGAGAUAGGUUCUCUGAUUCACUAAUGAAAGAAGCACUAAUUACAGAGAGAUCCCACCUCACUAAAUUCACUAAUAAUACCUGCAGACUAAUCACAGAGAGAUUUCACCUCUACUCUGCUCCUUCAUGUUUUAGUCACUGAACACUCGGGCCACCAACAUAACUUAAAGCGGCACUGUCACGCCAAACUUACCUUUCUCCUAUUGUUUCCUUUUCUCUUCUUCUCUCAGAAUCUGUUCUUUUCUUCCUUUCUGAUAUAGUUUUCUUUAAACAUAAGACAAAUUAGAAACUACUUUGUCUUGUGUGUUUUUCCCACAUCUGACAUUCAAGGAUAAGCUUAAGUCUUAAGCUUAAGCAUUUCCUGUGUCAAAGAAAGUACUGACCCUUCUCCAUGACCCAGGAAAUGGAGCUGACUUAGUCUCCUCCUUGUGUCAGAGACUGUCAGGCACAGGAAAAACAUAGGAAAAAGUAGUCCCUACCUUGUCUUAUGUAUUAGAGUAAACUAGAUCAGAUAUAAAGAAAAGAGGAGCAGAUUCUGAGAGAGGAAGAGAAGAAUAGGAAUAUAACAAUAUGAGAAAAGUAAGUUUGGUGUGACAGUGCUGCUUUAAAUGGGAGAGCAGAGACAAGAGAGGCCAAAAAAAAUAGUCACCACUAUAAAAACAAGAAACAGUUAUUGUGGCCCAAACAUCAGUCAUGGGGGUCAAGGGUAGUCACUGUGGACACACUAUUCCCCAUUAUUGACAAGAAUAAUGCAGCAGGUUGGAAAUGAUGGAACUGCUUCAGUAAAUAUACAUCAAGCCUCAGCUCCGACUGAUCCAUACGGUAUUGAGUAAAGAAUAUAAAUGAAUCAAUGUCCUGCUGGGUAUUGUAGCUUUAUACACAAUGAUGUUCUAAGUGUUCUGGAGACCAAUCAAGUGUACACGUGUAUGGUAAUGUUGUCAAUUUAUCUUAAUGUUGUUAAUCUCCCAAAGCAAGGAAGCUUUACAGAAUAUUGAAUAGGCGCCAGCGUUUAAAGUUGUUUGAAGUUUGUAUCAAAGUUAAAUAUUUGUACUUGAAGUAAAAUGUGUGUCUACAAGCAUCCAAGCAGCACGCAACCCAUCUGCAAUCAUAUAAAGAAAAGUUUAGAAUUGUUGAAAUGUAAAAGUAUACCAUUUUCUAAAUGACUAAAACUGGAUAUGAUGGGAGCUAAAUGUGAGGGUUUACCUGCGGUUAAAAUCCAGAGUGCUUACCCUUGCAAAAUAUCACACCCCACAGUGACUAGUUAGAUAAAUCACCUGUAGAGUGAAUGUGUUAAUGGGGGCUGUGCAGGGGGCAGACCCAGAAGCACAGUUUAGAAAAGGGGAAAUCCAAAUUCAGAGUACAAGAAAAAGCAUGCAUAAACAACAGUCCAUAAAUAGAUAUACAAAAUCAAAAUUCAGGCGUAGGUAAACGCUUCCAGAAUCGGUAACAACAAACGGACCCUAAAGCUGAUGAGAGGCAGUGCUUAUAGGCCAGUAAAUGAGACAGAGAUGAGGAAAUAGUUGCAGGUGGGUCAGCAGUAGUCCACCCCCUCAGAGAUGCAGGCUAAAUUGCAAACGAGAGGGACAGAUGUCAAACUGCAGUAGUUCACAGGGUAGUGAAUCUGACUGGAACACAGUUUAACACAGAACACCUCCCAAUAGGGCAGCCUUGCCUGGCAGUCUGCAGAGAUGAGGAAAACCCGUGACACUAAUCCUUUGUGGUUUUUGUAAAGUCGUCUUUGUUUAUAGAAGUGGUGCUAUUAAAUAGUAUUUGUAUAAAGCAUGAAAUUCUCUGUAGUACGUAAUGUUUGUACGUAUUGUUAAAGGACCACUAUAGUGCCAGAAAAACAUACUCGUUUUCCUGGCACUAAAGUGCCCUGAGGGUGCCCCCACCCUCAGGGUCCCCUUCCCGCCGGGCUGGAUGGAGAGGAAAGGGGUUAAACUUACCUCUUUUUCCAGCACCGGGCGGGGAGCUCUCCUCCCUCUUCUCCUCCUCUUCGGCUGAAUGCGCAUGCGCGGCAGGAGCUGCGCGCACAUUCAGCCAGUCCAUAGGAAAGCAUUCACAAUGCUUUCCUAUGGACGCUGGCGUCUUCUCACUGUGAUUUUCACAGUGAGAAGCACGCAAGCGCCUCUAGCGGCUGUCAAGAGACAGCCACUGGAGGCUGGAUUAACCAUAUUAUAAACAUAGCAGUUUCUCUGAAACUGCUAUGUUUAUAAAAAAAAAAAGGGUUAACCCUAGCUGGACCUGGCACCCAGACCACUUCAUUAAGCUGUGGUGCCUACAGUGGUCCUUUAAAUAGUAAUUAUUAAAUUUUCCGAUCUGCAGCUCCACGUGUAAUGCCAAUGAACCAUUCAAAAUUCAGCUGGCUUUUGCUUACAUAAUACCAUGUCCUCCCAUCCUUGGUGUUAUGUUAGUGAAACUGGAGAAAAUCUCACAAAACAGAGUAAAGUGAGCACUCAUAAGUGCAUCAGGCAAUAUGGAUAACAUGCACUGUAGCUUAUGUUCAGCUCUGUGAAUGGAAGAUCACCUGGGAAAUACGCAGUGUUAAAGCAUAAUAUUUACCAGUAAAAACAUCAACAUUGGAAUAUUCUCUUUUUCGUAUCAUUGCUUGAAGGAACUUUCCAGGCACCACAACCACUGCAUGUUAAUGAAUGGUCUAAGAGCCCACUUCCUUACACUUCUACACAUAUUAAACAGUUUUCAAUCAUUAAACAUAAAACAGAAGUUGAGUUCUCCAUGUCCCAGUCUGGCUUCCUCUCGUCUGCUGCUUGUAAAUGUGGAAGCAUAACCCUGAUGAUCAGGGCCGGACUGGGAGAAAAAUUCAGCCCGGGCAUUUUUUUAGCACAGCGGCCCACUAAGAAGGGGGUGGGGCAGAGAGGGUGUGUUUCGUCAUCACCAAAGACAAACACGCCCCCUCUCAAAGUGAGCGUUGGGUCAAUGCUCUUCCAGGGCAGAGCUCUGCUAAAGAGCUCUAGCAUGAGAAGAAAAAAAAACCUGUAUUUGUUCUGCACAGUACAAGCAAAUUUAAUAACAUGCUUGCACUGUGUUUCCUUGAAACUUGUCUCUGGUGUCUCUAUAAAUGGAUACCUGGAGACAAAAGGGCAAGGAAAGAGUAUUGUGCAUGUGUUUGGAGCCUGCUUUGGGAUUGUGUGUGUGCAGAGUGAGCUGGUCGUGGUUUGGUAUUGUGUAAUAAGGUUGGUUUUAGUCGUGUUCUGUUUGUGGUGUAAUGUAAUGCAUAUGUGGCUAGGAGCUGAAGAGAAUGUGUGUAUAGGGGAUGUAGUAAAUGUAUGCACACAGGCUAUAGUGUGUGUGUGUAUAUAGGUGAUGUAGUGUUUGUAGGGGUUGUAGAGAGUGUGCGUUUAGGGGUGUAGCAUGUGUUUGUUUACAAGGAAUCUAGUGUGUGUGUAUCAGGGAUCCAAAGUAUGUAUGUUAGGAAUGUAGUGUGUGUAGGUGGUGCAGUGUGUGUGUGUGUAUACAGGAGUCUAGUGUGUGUUUGAAGGACCCAGAAUGUGUAUGAGAUCUAGUGAGUGUGUGUAUAUAACGGAAUCAGAGUGUAUAUAGGGAUUUGGUGUGUGUAUAUGAUCCAUAGUUGGGUAAGGGAUAUAGUGUGUGUCUGGAAUGUAAUAUGUUUAGCGGUGCAGUAUGUGUGUGAGCGGUUCAGUGUGUGUGAACGGUGCUGUGGUGUGUGUGUGUAUAUAUAUAUAAAAUAUAUAUAUAUGUUUGGAAGUAUUGUGUGUGUGUGUUUAGUGCAGUGUGUUGGGGUUCUGCGUGUAUGUGUGAGGGGUGCAGUGGGUGUCUGUGAGGGGUGUAGUGUGUAUGUGAAGGGUGCAGUAUGUGUGUGUGAUGGAUGUUGUGUUUGAGGGGUGCUGUGUGUGAAGAUGCUGUGUAUGUUGUGUUUAAGGGUGCUGUAUGUGGGUGCUGUGUUAAAGGGUGCAGUGUGUGUGAUUUGUGUGUGUGUGUGAUGUGUGUGAAAGUGCUGUGCUGUGUGUGAGUGUGCUGUGUGUGAUGUGUGUGAGAGUGCUGUGUGUGAGAGUGCUGUGCUGUGUGUGAGAGUGCUGUGUGUGAUGUGUAAGAGUGGUGUGUGUGAGAGUGCUGUGAGUGAGAGUGCUGUGUGUGCUGUGUGUGAGAGUGCUGUGCUGUGUGUGAGAGUGCAGGGUGUGUGAGUGCUGUGUGUGAUGUGUGUGAGAGUGCUAUGCUGUGUGUGAGAGUGCUGUGUGUGAGAGUGCUGUGUGUGCUGUGUGUGAGAGUGCUGUGUGUGCUGUGUGUGAGAGUGUUGUGUGUGAGAGUGCUGUGUGUGAGAGUGCUGUGUGUGAGAGUGCUGUGUGAGUGCUGUGUGUGAAUGUUAAAAGUGAUUGUGUGUUGGGAGGGUAAAGAAAACCAACAACAAAAAUGCAUUAUAUCUUCCCCCCCCCCCCUUUACCUUUAGCCUGGGAGGGGUCCGGCACGGUGGUAGCUGGGAGGAGGGGGACCGGCACACUCACAUCAUCCCUGGUGGUCCAGUGGAGUUCACUCUCGCGAGAUCCGGCGCGUUGCCAUGGCAACGCUCCGGAUCUCGCGAGAGAAACCCAGCGGAGCCGCAAGAUAGAGCUCCGCCGGGUCCUCUCCCUCUCUCCCCAGCCGCAGGUCUGUUUAAAUGGGCCGGUGAGGGAGAUCUUUGAUCUCCCCACCGGCCCUCCAUGGAAGACAGCGGGGCCGGCGCUCGGAUAGUGCCGGCCCUGCAUAGACCGGCCGGGGAGAUCCUGGGACCUCCCCUGCCGGCCUCGGCCCCACGGACACCGCGGCCCACCGGGCAUUUGCCCGGUGUGCCCGAUGGCCAGUCCGGGCCUGCUGAUGAUGUAUACAUGCUAAAUUUGAGUUGGUUAAUGUAUUCAUAUAUUUGGUGUGCACAAUGCAUAUCAUGCACAAUGUAUAUCACUUUUGUGUGUCUCACUAAGAGAUUCCAUAUUAUACUGAGUGCUUAAUACAUCAACAAUCCAUUCCACAGAAAAUCUAUGUCCGAGCUUACAGAAUGAAGGACCAAACACAGGAGAAACAAACGCAAACAGAACAGGUAUGUAGGCCCUGAGAAUGGCCAUUAAUCAUAUUAAAUGUAUGUAAAAACUGCACUCUUCUUUUGGCAUGUCUUAUUUUUUUUCUGUAUUUAUUGAAUACUACACAAGUUAAUAUCUAAUAUUUUUACGAAAACAUUUACAUCACAGUUUUAUAUCUUUCCACGUCUCCUUUCUUCAGUUCUUUUAUUUUAUAUUUAUUAUGUUGCAUGCUUUAUUUUGUGCUUCUUGUGCAAAUCCUUGGUGGGAUUCACACCAGAUCAUUUAUUGUUGUCUGGAAGAAGAAGACACAUUGUGAUCUGUGUAUUAUUGCAAAGGAGAGUAAUCUUCAGUAAGUGACAUUAUUAAUCUCAGCCUGCAGCCUCUCUUAUGAUUGUAUUUUUAUAUUCCACAAUCCAUGUACAAGGGACUGCACUUAUUCCACAGAGCAAAAACGGGUCCUACCAGACUAGGGCCUUGCACAAAUCCCCAACACUAGUAAGCAAACAGGAAAAAGAAGGUCCAGGCAUUCCAACAUUUGGACACAAAUGGGUAUUUUUGAAGCUUGAGAAAAACGCAUUCAGUUAAAACGGCCGGAAACUGUGUUCCAAAUAAAUAUGUCUAUUUGAGCAUCAGGUGCCUGGACCUUCUUUUUCCUGUUUGCUGUUUUAUUAUUUUUAUCUUCCACAGAUAAUUAUCUGAGCAGGUUUAUGCCACUGGGCACAGCUCUUGAUACUAGUGGAAGUUAAUAUUAACAUGUGAAACAACAUAAACAUUCUUCUGCUUGUGUUCACAUACAUCUCUAUAUAAAAGAAAGAUACAUGUGAAUUUACUAUAUUUGUUGCAAAUCACUAGGCUUUGCAGCUUCUGCAGGGACUUCUGUCCAGUACAGGAAGUAACACCAAUCUGAUAACUUUAUAUGGCAAGGAAAAUGUGUUGUUUUGGCAGUAUAUGUUGUUAUAUUUUUUUAUCUGACAUUUAUUUUUAUAGCUUGAUCUUAUAUAGGCUUGCCACUGGAAUGUUAAAGAAAAAACAUGUUCAUUGUUCAAUAUUUAAACUUGCCUAAAAGAGGAUUAAAUCAGAAUAAAUAAGCAGAGGUUUCCUUGACAAAUGCUUGCUUGACACUCAGAAUUAUUAUUAUAAGCUCAUUAUUAAUAUUGGCAAUUACAAUAAAUAAUAGCAUUAGGGAAUAUAAAUAGCCAUGCAUUAGGUUUGUACUUCAAUAGAGAUAUAAAAAUAAUUUGUUUCAAAUAAAUAGUAGUAUUGUUUCACAUGUAGAAAAUAUAUCAUUUGCAUUCAUAUGUAUAUGACUACUCUAGAAGCAGACAGCAUGACAAAUAUAUAUCCUGGGGUAACAGCACUGGGUGAAAGUUCACAUGAGGACUACAUUUCUGCUGAAUUAUUUUGACAAGGAUGCCCUGUAAACAUGCGUUAGUAGCAGGUGAGAAUACUUGCAAGAUACAUUCUCAUUCUGCGGAAUUAGAAGAAAGAAAACAGCUAAAAGUCUGUUAAUAUUCACAUGUAAAAAAAUAAAACAGAACUGUUAUGUUCAUAUUCAUCAGUAUUAAUCUUGGAAAAUGAUACAGGAUCUCAUUUAUUGACAAAUUGGACCUUACUUAGUAUUCACUAUCUCUAUGUCUGUCUUGCUUCCUAUCCAGGAUUCAACCUGAUUCGCAGAUUCUCCCUACAGAAAAUGAGCUCAGUGAAAAAGAUUAAGAACCCCAAAGGGCCCAUUAUCAUGAGACUAGGAGGUGCUCGGCUGGUGGAGUCAACUUCGUAAGUCCAGAGUUAAUAAGUUUCAAAUAUUUUCAAUGCCUGAUAUAAAGCCAUGGCAACAAAUGGGUUGGUCAUAAUAUACACACGUUCUAGAGCAAUUAUGAUAUUGGACAGACUCGGAACCACUCUACAUUAGGAGAUUUUAAUAAUAACUUCCUACUGCUGCCAUUCUGAAUGAUGUGUCCCUCUCGUUACUGAUGUUGUUAAGGAGAAUACCCUUAAGGAAGCUAUUUGAAAGACUCGUAAACCCUUUCUAAUCCUGGAAAGUGAGCCUCAGGCACAUAAUCAUCCUGGGCACCCGUCCAACCAAUUAUGCAACACAGAGCUGCAAGCGUCUUCUUUUUUUUUCUUCUUCUUCUUUUUGUUGGCACUUCUCCCAGAAAGGCCUGCGUGGCUGGGGUGGUAGAAAGAGAGAGUCAGGCAAGAUUUGUAAAAUAGCCUUCUGUUUUCUAGUGGUCCAGUUAUGACAUCAGCAUGCAAGAGGGAGAUGAGAUCACACAUAUCUCCACCAAGAAACUGCUUAAUGGCAAUCAAAAUACAGCUUUAGUUUUCCUUCUCUAAUUGUUGCGUUUAUAUCAAUUGUAACUCUGUUCUCAUCCCUAGUAUGUGCCAGAGGAGGAUGUCAUUUGUUUUCUAGUUUAUGCAUUAAGGAUCAAAGUCGAUAUAAAUGUGUUUAAUAAUCUAGACUUUAAAGAUCUUGUAUCAUAAUUAUUUUGGAUGCAUUUAAGGAUGGAAUAAAAUAUAAAUGGUCCUUAAGGGGUGGCAUUUUUUAUAGGAUUUAGUAGAAAAUGAUUAAAAAUUAUUAAUAAAUAUUUUCUUUUUAAUUUUAACGUUGGAUUGUGUGCCAUGCUGCUAUUAAAAGGCAGUCGAAAGAAUAUUGAUAUAUUAAACAACACGUGAUAGCAGAUAAGAGCCACUGUAGUGGUUGCACCGUAAUAUAGAGUUAGGAUUAUUUUGUAAUACAUAUUAUCAAUGAAAAAAUGAAAUUCCAUUUAUAUUUUGUGACAUCAAGAAAUCAAUAUUUUCUAUAUUAAAUCAAUAUGUUCUAUGAGAAUUAAGCUGCAGCUUAAUAUCGCCCACUAUUUGAUGCUUCAUCUAGUUUCAGUAACAUUGACAUUGUGUUUUUGGCUCUAUAGUUUUAGAGUUAUUUCAGGGCUCAUGGGGGAACUAAAGCAUGAAACUAGAAGAUAUUCUUUCUUGGUUUUUAUUUACUCAGAGAAUCAAGCUUGAUCUGGGGUACUGUUCAAAGACUUUGUUACAUGUCAAAUCAGGAGUAACAGCCACUCAUGAUCAACUCUUUCAUGGCCAGAGGAGCCUGCAUUAAAUUAUAGAAUCCACCAGAGGCAGGAGGUCGAUGUAGUGCCAAGUCCUGUCUUGGCUCAAGAGAAGGAUUCCAAAUGUAAUUAGUUAUUCUCUGAGCAGUGAUGAAACCACCAGCUAUCCUUGCACUUUUCAAUAUAACCUGCUUUGUCUUCUCUGAAUCAUGCUAGACCCAAGGUUGACAUUUUCAAUGAGCAGGGUCAAAAAAACACAGAGGGGGUUGAACAAUUUAAAUAAUUUAUUAAAUACAUAAAGGCAUAUGGUUUAUUGAAAUAAAAUAUAGAAAAGUUACUGUUACGCAUCAUUUGCAUAUCUCAGGCUGUACUUUGAUAAGUCCUCCUUAGGCACAGAAACUUGAAAAAUCAUGUUUCCACAACUACCAGCUUGGCAUGCAAAUGAAUGAACACAGAUAGGCACCGUGUUAAGAUGUCAUACUGCAUUUCUACAGAUACCCUUAGAAAUAGAUGCUGUUUUAAACACAGCUUUUUCUAAAACCACGCCAGGGCUAUCAUCGAAAAGGAACAGUGACCAGAAACCAGCUUUCAACUGUGGUUUUGACCUUAUGGAUUUAAUCAGCCUGGCAAGGUGCUGACUUUAGCAUGAAAGUUCAACCACAUAAAAAUAAUAGUUAUAAAAAUAAAAGUAACUUACUUAGUACUAAUGCAAAAUUGCAAAAAACAAAAAAAAUACACUAAUGAAAUGUGGAUUACUCAUCAAGACCAUUUUGGGGGGAUCGUUACAUUGGUUUCCUUAGAGAUUGCACAACUUUUAGAACAUUGGGGGAGAUUUAUUAAUGCGUUGUUGACACUUUUAUUUGUAAUUUUCAGCAAAUGUUGCAAUCCUUUAAAUAUGAUGGGGUUUUUUUCAUCUGUUGCAUCAUUUGAGCACUAACAAUAAUUUUGAAUAUAUUACAUAUUUUCACAAAAGAAUGGAUUUAUAAUUUUUUAAACUCUUUUUCAAACAGCAAAUUGUUAUCUUUCCCUUUAUUUUCAAAACUCUAAAUUUGGAGGCCUUUUGAACUGAAUUUACUAUGACAAAAAUUGUCACUUUAAUAAAUGUAAUCACAUUAAUGAUGUAAUUAAAACCCCACUUUUCAGAACACAAAAAGAAAUAUCCCACAUAUUUACUCUAGGUUAAUCACUGCAGUAUGAAGAUAAUGGUUUCUUAUAAAAGGAACGAAUGCUAUCUCUGUUUGAUGUAUAUUAUUUUAAAUAUCAGACAGGUAUUCCCUCAUGGUUUUCCUGAUCAGUUUACUCUUGUGGUGACCUUGCUGCUAAAGAAACAGACAACAGAUGAAGAUUGGUAUCUAUUUCAAAUCAGUGAUCACCUAGGAUACCCACAGGUACCUAUACUCCACCACAUCAUCUCUGACAUUUGCGUGACUUGAAUAAGGUUGUUUUAGUGCUGUAAUGAUUUUUUAAAUAAUCAAUAAGCAGAAUUAGUUAAGUACAGUAAUCUGCAUAUUCAAUAGCAUCAUCAACUUCACCACACACAACAUUGGUAUUAUCACUCGCAACAUCACCCAUACAACCGAGUUUGUAAACUAUUCGAUAAUAUAACCUACAGCACAUUGUUAAGUUGAAUCCUUUAUUUGUUUUAAAGUGAUGCAAGCAAUGUGCUGGUAUUACUUUUUAAGAUACAGUCCACACUCCAUAGUCCAAGUUUUGCAUUACUGGUUGAGUCUGAUUACAGAUAUUGUUUAUUCAUUAAAUUAUGUCUCUUGAUGAUAACUUACAACCUUCCAUCCCAUCAUUUCCUUGUUUUCUUUUUAUGAAAGGCUUGGUUUUACAUAUAAUUUCAUGGAUAAUUAAUUUCAUUCUAGUCAUUGACAUAUAUCCUCCAUCUUGUUUGCUUUGCCCAGAUCUCUAUAGGUGUCAAUGGUAAGGAUCGUACAGUGUCACUCCAAGCCAGAGGACAAGAUAAAGAAUAUGUAGGCAGCACGUUUGCUGGACAGGGCUUGUACUCCCUGUUUGACAAUGGAUGGCACAAGAUUGUGCUUAGCGUUCAAGAAAAAAUGGCAUCUAUUCACAUUGACUGCAGCUUCAUCUCCUUCAAACCCAUCGAGCCAAGGGCCCCCCUGGCCAUGGAUGGACAUACCUUCAUCGGGUUAAACACAGUAAAUGGUUCCCCAGUACAUGUAAGUUCACCUAAGAUCUGUUUAAAAUAUUGAAGGAUUUCAUGGAGAGCUUCUUAGCAUCUCAAAUAAUUUAAAUCCAGGUAUAUAUAUCACUUCCUCCUUUUCUUCCAGAUUGAUAUUCAGAAAUUCCUUUUAUACUGUGAUCCCCUAAUGGCAAUGCAGGAAGGAUGUUGUGAGAUCCUACCAGCUGGAGUAAGUAAGAUUCUACAUACCUGUGCUGAAGUUAUCAUGCAUGUAUACUAG
Messenger RNA from Pelobates cultripes (western spadefoot toad), 13467 nucleotides. NCBI's taxonomy places the organism in Eukaryota, Metazoa, Chordata, Amphibia, Anura, Pelobatidae. The record is from the annotation of a GenBank genome assembly.